AUGCAGAAGAGGCAUUCAGCGCUAUUAACGUCUCAAGAAUGGACUGAAAGGUCUCCCUGCAUAAAUGGGGUAAGCAGCCAUCUUAUCAGUGUGACUGCGGUCAGAGGUCAGAACCAGAUCAUUGAUCACAUUAUUCAGGAUUACCUCAUACGGGCCAAUAAUAGUCACCCUGACGACUUUCUAUUCGAAAAUCCAGACUCUACAGAAACUGAUGAAGAUCCGACUUAUAUACCAGAUACGGAUAUAAGUGGCGAUGAAGGAUCUUUACCAAAGGUAGAGGUGCCAAGUAACCGCAAAAUAGUCAUAGUUACAGACAUAGUAAUCAAACCCGGACAGAAGAGUGAAGAGAAGAAGAAGAAAAAGUACAUACGCCAACCAGAUUACUGCUUUUUUUGUGAUGAAGAUGUGCUAAACUUUGCACGACAUAUAAAGCGCAACCAUAUAGGGGAAAGUGAAGUCCAAAAUAUUCUAUCAAUACUAGUUAACUCGAUUGAUAGGAAACGUUGCAUAAGUAACUUGAGAAAGAUGGGCAAUUUUAUUAAAAAUUCAAGUACUUUUUCUAAGCCAGUACAUAAAAGUGCUGUGAAUGAUAGCGAAGAAAAUUAUAUGCCUUGUCCUUUCUGCCUAGGUUUUUACACACGUAAGCUACUAUGGAAACAUAAAAGAAUUUGUCCACUAAAUAAGGAUCCUUCAAAAACCGUUCCUUUAAGUGAAGGUCAAGACCUUAUGCUACCUAAGAAUAUAGCAAAUUCUGCAUUAAAGACUAUAGUCUUCCCACGGAUGUUGGCCGAUAAAAUUUCACUGAUAGCAAAAAAAGAUGCUCUUAUAUGUGCCUUUGGAUCUAGGUACAUCAACACACACAGAGAGCAACAUCACGUUAACUUUUGCUCAAAAGAAAUGAGAGAACUUGCCAAGGUUUUGCUGGAAUGUCAAAAACUAGAUCCUGCAAUCAAAAACUUAUUUGACGUGCUUCAGCCACAGCACUUUGACAGUGUAGUACAAAGUGUCAAAGUUAUUGCCAGAUAUAACACGCAAACAGAUGUUUUCGAAUCUCCGACAUUUGCGAUGAACAUAAGCAGAUCUCUAAAAGACUGUUGUGAUAUGGCAGUUUUACAUAUUGUCAAAAAAAAAAUGUAAUUAUUUGACAAUUUCUGCCUCACAAGCAGAAGCAAAUAUCGGGGUGUUCCGACAAUUAUUGGAGAAUAUGUGGAAGCAUGAAAUUUCAAGUCAUGCUGGAAGGGACUUGAACACGAAGACAUGGAACAAAGUGACACCGGUCCCACUAGCUGCAGACUUGAAGUUGUUCAGAAACUAUCUAAUAGAGAAGGGAAAUACAGCUGCUCGACGAUUGCAACAAACUAAAAAUAAUUUUGAGGCACUCAUCUUAUUAAUGGAGACAGCAUUUUGUAGAACAUUACUUUUAAACCGUAAAAGAGUGGGUGAACUGCAAAGAAUAGAAGUAACAACUUACAUGGCAGCUGGGAAAACAAGUGCCACACAUUAUGAAGAAUUUUCUGAAGCAAUUACAUCUGAAGAGCAGGUACUUGUAAAAAAUUUAAGAGAGUCGUAACUCGAGGAAAAAGGGGCAGAGGAGUACCAGUUUUGUUUAGUAGAGAUGUACAAGACCACAUCAAGGUUUUGUUGGACGCACGAGCUACAUUUAUAAAAGAAAAAAAUGUUUUUCUUUUCGCAAAUCCGAA
Acanthoscelides obtectus is the source of this 1700-nucleotide messenger RNA. NCBI's taxonomy places the organism in Eukaryota, Metazoa, Arthropoda, Insecta, Coleoptera, Chrysomelidae. The record is from the annotation of a GenBank genome assembly.